AUGCGGAGAGAGAAGAAUCAUCGUUUGGCGCUCCAAUCGCCUUUGAGUGAUUACAUGUACGGCAAUGGAGUAGCAGGCUUGCCACCUUCUUUUUCGAUUGGAGGCAGUGAUACCGCAGCAAUGUUUGAUUGCCGGCCCCUGGAUCUCUCCCGGAAGGGCACAUGUGAUCAUCCAUCGACUGAAACCCUAGCAGGUACUGAAUACCGGAAACAUGUUCCAGCAGACUACUUCCAUUGCCGAUACAGCCGCCUGCUAGCUAGUGAGAUGCCCGCAGCCAAUGUUUCCUCGAGAAUCUACAAUUGA
Seminavis robusta is the source of this 303-nucleotide messenger RNA. Lineage: Eukaryota; Bacillariophyta; Bacillariophyceae; Naviculales; Naviculaceae. The record is from the annotation of a GenBank genome assembly.